Messenger RNA from Monomorium pharaonis (pharaoh ant), 537 nucleotides. RefSeq names its product vicilin-like seed storage protein At2g18540. The record is from RefSeq and is a predicted model, not a curated record. The coding region runs from base 1 to 537 and encodes 178 amino acids. The transcript has a single exon. NCBI's taxonomy places the organism in Eukaryota, Metazoa, Arthropoda, Insecta, Hymenoptera, Formicidae.
AUGCUGAAGGGAGAGAAAGUGCCGGAUACAGAGGAGAGGAAUAGUGGUGAAAAGAGAGAAGUAGGGGGGAAAGUGAAGAUGGAAAAACUGGGAAAAAAGUUAAGAAAAUUGAGGUGGGAAGUGACAAGGGGGCUGAAGGAAGUUAGAGAGAGGUUAAGAGGCUUGGAAGAGAGGUUAGAGGCGCUGGAAGAAGGACUGAGACGGGAAGAAGAGGAAGCAGGAGAGAAGGAGGAGAGGAGUAUGCGGAAAGCAAGAGGAAGAAGCAAUGGAAAGGAGGAAAUUCAGCAGGACGGUGACGAAGAAAAGAGAGAGAUGAGAAAGAAGAGGGACGGACAGGACGAUAGAAGAGAACGAAGGGGGAAGGGAGACAAACAGUCGAAUGGAGAGAAGAGGGAAGAGAAGAUGGGGGAUGGCGAGAACGGGAGAAGAGAAGAAAGAGGAGAGGAAGGGAAGAAGCGGAAGGACAGAUGCGAGGAGAGCUGGUGGCAGGAGAUGAGAAGAAGAGAAGGAGAGGCGAGGGAGCGAGGAGAAAAGUGA